Molecule: messenger RNA, 1052 nt
Organism: Phialemonium atrogriseum
Lineage: Eukaryota; Fungi; Ascomycota; Sordariomycetes; Cephalothecales; Cephalothecaceae
Product: putative transketolase
Exons: 4
Coding region: 79-879 (266 amino acids)
Biological process (GO): positive regulation of transcription by RNA polymerase II
Cellular component (GO): mediator complex; nucleus
Molecular function (GO): cyclin-dependent protein serine/threonine kinase regulator activity
Source: RefSeq, a predicted model, not a curated record
UGUUACUGCCCGAAUACCUAGUGGCCGUCCGUCUACUCGGGCACACCCGGCAAACAGUCGCUUCGUGCCUGGCAAAAGAUGGCCGCAAAUUACUGGGAAUCAAGCCAGCGGAAGCACUGGCAGUUUACCAAGGAUCAGCUCACUUCGAUGCGGCAGAAUCUCGAAGCUGAAGAUGCCAGCCUCGUUCAAAUGUUCCCGCUGCCCCAAUUGCGGCAUCUUUACAUAUAUUUCAACCAGCAGAUCAACCGGUUAGGCAAACGCCUGGGAGUCCGGCAACAAGCCAUGGCGACGGCGCAGAUAUAUAUGAAGCGGUUCUACACCAAGGUCGAGAUCCGAAGGACGAACCCGUACCUAGUCAUAUCAACAGCCGUAUACCUGGCCUGCAAGAUGGAAGAGUGCCCGCAGCACAUCAGGCUUGUCGUCAGCGAGGCCCGCUCCCUCUGGCCGGCCGACUUCAUCGGGCUCGACACCUCCAAGCUCGGCGAGUGCGAGUUCUUCCUCAUCUCGGAGAUGAACUCGCAGCUUAUCGUGCACCAGCCCUACCGCACCCUCACCACGCUGCAGUCCGAAUUUUCUCUCACCCAGGACGAGUUCGCCCUCGCCUGGUCCGCCAUCAACGACCACUACAUGACCGACCUGCCGCUCCUCUACCCCCCGCACAUCGGCGCCGCCGGCGGUGACAAGAAGGCGGGCGACGCCAGGAUCGGCAAGGUCGCGCGGUUCGCGGGCUGGCUGGCCGAGAGCAGCAUCGAUAUCGAGGUCAUGGUGGACUCGACGCAGGAGCUGAUUUCAUUUUACGAAUGCCAUGAGCAGUAUAAUGACAAGCUCACCCGGGAGCAGAUCAACCGAUAUGUUAAAGCACGGGGACUCGAUAAGUGAGAGGAAUGACUGGCCACAGCCACAGCCCCAAAAGACUAUCAUAUCGAUGCAGGCGGGAGAUGGGAGAGGGCAGAGGGCAGAUAAGAAGCAGGAAAGACAAUGUUGCAUUGCUAGACUAGGGGGACGCGAACCGGACAAUGAAUCCCCCGUGCUGUCCGGUUGUUCCGCUUGUC